This is a messenger RNA of Procambarus clarkii (red swamp crayfish), 2341 nucleotides long. Its product is annotated as heat shock 70 kDa protein. The record is from RefSeq and is a predicted model, not a curated record. Gene Ontology annotation, molecular function: ATP binding; ATP-dependent protein folding chaperone. Gene Ontology annotation, cellular component: cytoplasm; nucleus; plasma membrane. NCBI's taxonomy places the organism in Eukaryota, Metazoa, Arthropoda, Malacostraca, Decapoda, Cambaridae.
CGGCGCGGCCCGCCACCAGCCAGACCCAAGCUAACACAAGUACCACAAACUAGCGAAGGGAAGACACAAGUGUCACCACAUUCUAGUGUCAAGCACCUCUCAACACACGUGUCCAUUGGCGAGGAGAAGUAACGGAGACUUGUCAAUCUUACAAUUAACUCUCCGACUACACCAACUGUAAAGAAAACCUGGUGAAUACAAUGGCGGCUCCAGUAAUUGGUAUCGACCUGGGCACGACGUACUCGUGCGUGGGCGUGUUCCAGCAGGGCAAGGUGGAGAUCAUCGCCAACGACCAGGGCAACAGGACCACGCCCUCCUACGUCGCCUUCACCGACACAGAACGACUCAUUGGUGAUGCAGCCAAGAACCAGACGGCCCUCAACCCCAGCAACACAAUCUUUGAUGCCAAACGACUCAUCGGUCGUAAGUUCAAUGACCCAACCGUGCAGAACGACAAGAAACAUUGGCCUUUUGACGUGGUCGACAGCAAUGGCAAACCCAAGUUACAGGUUGAGUACAAGGGAGAGAGAAAGACUUUCAACCCCGAAGAGAUCUCGUCCAUGGUGUUGACCAAGAUGAAGGAGACGGCAGAAGCGUAUCUGGGCCAGAAAGUGAAGGACGCCGUCAUCACAGUUCCCGCCUACUUCAACGACUCUCAGCGUCAGGCCACCAAAGACGCAGGUGUCAUCGCCGGACUGAACGUUCUGCGCAUCAUCAACGAGCCCACCGCAGCAGCCAUCGCCUACGGCCUCGACAAGAAGAUGGCUACCGGUAACUCCAGUGAACGUAAUGUACUCAUCUUUGACCUAGGUGGUGGAACCUUCGAUGUAUCCAUCUUGAGCAUCGACGAUGGUAUAUUUGAGGUAAAGUCCACGGCAGGAGACACUCAUCUUGGCGGAGAAGAUUUUGACAACCGUAUGGUGAGCCACUUCAUGCAAGAGUUCCAGAGGAAGUAUAAGAAGGACAUGAGUGGCAACAAACGUUCUAUGAGACGUCUGAGGACAGCCUGUGAGCGAGCCAAACGAACAUUGUCAUCUUCCACUCAAGCUAAUGUUGAGAUUGACUCGCUGUUUGAGGGCAUUGACUUUUACUCGUCCAUCACUCGAGCAAGGUUCGAGGAAUUGUGCUCCGACCUGUUCAGGAACACUAUGCUUCCCGUGGAGAAGGCUCUGAGAGACGCCAAGAUCGACAAAAGUAAAAUCGAUGAUAUUGUGCUUGUGGGCGGCUCCACACGCAUCCCAAAAGUGCAGAAGUUGCUGCAAGACUUCUUCAACGGCAAGGACCUCAAUAGGUCCAUCAACCCCGACGAGGCGGUGGCUUAUGGUGCCGCUGUUCAGGGCGCCAUCCUUCGAGGUGACCAGACUGACGGCGUCAAGGAUCUGCUUUUGCUGGAUGUGGCACCUUUAUCCUUGGGUAUUGAGACAGCCGGAGGCGUCAUGACGGCCCUUAUCAAACGAAACACUACCAUCCCCACCAAGCAGACCCAGAUCUUUACCACGUACGCUGACAACCAGCCGGGUGUCCUUAUCCAAGUGUACGAGGGAGAACGAGCCAUGACCAAGGACAACAGUCUGCUGGGCAAGUUUGAACUCUCAGGGAUUCCUCCUGCCCCAAGAGGAGUUCCCCAGAUAGAGGUCACAUUUGACAUUGACGCUAACGGUAUCCUUAAUGUGUCGGCCGAGGACAAGUCGACAGGCAAACAGAACAAAAUCACUAUCACUAAUGAUAAAGGUCGCCUCAGUAAGGAAGAAAUUGAGAGAAUGGUACAGGAAGCAGAAAAAUAUUCGGAGGAGGACGGUCGCCAGCGAGAGAGAAUCGAGAGCAAGAACAAUCUGGAGUCAAUGUGUCUUAACCUGAAGAAGAGCCUUACUGAGGAGGCCGUCUCCAGCAAAUUGACGGAGGAAGAAAGGAAAACUGUUACGACCCAAGUGGAGGAGACACUCACGUGGCUCGACAACAACCAGCUGGCGGAGAAGGAAGAGUUUGAGAACCAACUCAAGAAACUGGAGGACCACUGGAAGCCCCUGGUGGCCAAGAUUUAUGGUCAGGGUGGUCGAGGACCAGCAGGGUGUGGGCCAGCCACCAACACCACCUCCAGUAGACCUGGACCAACUAUUGAGGAGGUCGACUAAGCUUAAACAUUCCUUGUAAUAAUAUUUAAUUAUUUUACUACAUAAUUUCUCAUUCUUCUCAUCAUAAAUUCCACAUCAAUUUCAUAUCCAUAUUUCAUGGUAGCUGCUGUUGCCUUUAUUUUAUUUUUAUAUAACCGUGUAGUGAAAUCAAUUUGAUUCAUAUUGAAUCCUCGAACUGUAAAUUAUUAAAUAAAAUAUUUAUAAAAUUA